Otolemur garnettii (small-eared galago) is the source of this 3802-nucleotide messenger RNA. It is a transcript of the gene CFAP57, whose product is annotated as cilia and flagella associated protein 57. The transcript has 23 exons. The record is from RefSeq and is a predicted model, not a curated record. Gene Ontology annotation, molecular function: protein binding. The coding region runs from base 53 to 3802 and encodes 1249 amino acids. Lineage: Eukaryota; Metazoa; Chordata; Mammalia; Primates; Galagidae.
UUUAGUGACCCAGAGAGAAGCCCCGAAAGGAGUUGCUCUUUGGCAGGAGACCAUGUCUACCGUGGUAGCUCAGUCGCUGCAUGUUUUUGGUCUUCGAUCCCGUGUAGCCAACAAUAUCUUCUUCUUUGAUGAACAGAUCAUUAUAUUUCCUUCAGGAAAUCACUGUGUAAAGUACAAUGUGGAUCAGAAAUGGCAAAAAUUCAUUCCAGGCUCAGAAAAGAGUCAGGGCAUGUUAGCCUUGGCCAUCAGUCCCAAUCGGCGAUACCUCGCUAUCUCUGAGACUGUACAAGAAAAACCUGUCAUCACCAUUUAUGAAUUGUCAUCUAUCCCUUGCCGAAAGCGCAAAAUCCUGAGUAAUUUUGACUUCCCAGUUCAUAAAUUUAUUAGCAUGGCUUUUUCUCCAGACUCCAAAUACCUUUUGACUCAGACAUCACCUCCAGAAUCAAACCUUGUGUACUGGCUGUGGGAAAAACAGAAAGUAAUGGCCGUCAUUAAAAUUGACACUCAGAACAACCCUGUCUACCAGGUGAGCUUCAAUCCCCAGGAUAACACUCAUAUUUGUGUCACUGGAAAUGGGAUGUUUAAGCUUCUCCGCUUUACUGAGGGAACUUUGAAGCAAACCAAUUUCCAGAGGGGAGAACCCCAAAACUAUUUAGCCCAUGCCUGGGUGACUGAUGACAAGAUUAUUGUUGGCACUGAUACAGGCAAGCUCUUCCUCUUUGAAUCUGGAGAUCAACGCUGGGAGACAAAUAUAAUGGUCAAGGAGACUACCAAUGGCUCUAAGAGCCUGGAGGUCAUCCAGGAAUCAGAGAGCCUGAUUGAGUUUCCUCCAGUCAGUUCUCCAGUCCCCUCCUAUGAACAGGUCAUGGCAGCAAGUAGCCAGGCCCACCUGGCCAUGCCUGAGGUGUUUGCCAUUGCACCCUAUUCCAAGGGAUUUGCAUGUUCUGCUGGGCCAGGAAGAGUUCUACUCUUUGAGAAGUUGGAAGACAAGGAUUUUUACCGUGAGAGCAGAGAAAUUCAGAUUCCUGUGGACCCACAGAGCCAUGACCCAAGUCAGUCUGACAAACAGGAUGUGCUCUGCAUGUGCUUCAGCCCCUCAGAGGAGACCCUGAUCGCCAGCACCAGUAAGAACCAACUGUACAGCAUCACCAUGUCCCUGACGGAGAUCAGCAAGGGGGAGCCUGCUCACUUCGAGUAUCUGAUGUACCCAUUACACUCAGCAUCCAUCACCGGUCUAGAUACCUGCAUCCGCAAACCUCUCAUUGCCACCUCUUCUCUGGAUCGAUCUGUUCGCAUCUGGAAUUAUGAAUCAAAUACUCUGGAACUAUUUAAGGAAUACCAGGAAGAGGCGUAUACGAUCAGCCUUCAUCCAUCUGGACACUUCAUCGUAGUGGGGUUUGCUGACAAACUACGCCUUAUGAAUCUACUCAUUGAUGAUAUACGUUCUUUCAAAGAAUACUCCAUCAGAGGAUGCAGAGAGUGUUCCUUUAGCAAUGGAGGUCACCUGUUUGCUGCAGUCAAUGGAAAUGUGAUUCACAUUUUUACCACAACAAGCCUAGAGAACAUCUCAAACCUGAAAGGACACACAGGGAAGAUUCGUUCCAUCGUGUGGAAUGCAGAUGACAGCAAACUGAUUUCUUGUGGUACAGAUGGUGCUGUAUAUGAAUGGAAUCUGACCACAGGGAAGAGAGAGACAGAAUGUGUGCUCAAGUCCUGCAGUUACAACUAUGUUACCAUCUCCCCCGAUUCCAAAAUUAUAUUUGCUGUUGGAUCAGACCAGACCAUCAAGGAGAUUGCAGAUUCUUCGGUCCUUCGAGAGAUGUCAGCAUUCGAUGUCACCUACACAGCCAUUGUCAUUUCACAUUCCGGGCGCAUGAUGUUUGUGGGCACCUCAAUGGGAACCAUCCGUGCAAUGAAGUACCCUCUACCUUUGCAGAAAGAAUUCAAUGAGUACCAGGCCCAUGCUGGUCCUGUCACCAAGAUGUCGAUCACCUUUGAUGACCAGUUCCUGGUAACAUCUGCUGAGGAUGGCUGCCUGUUCACCUGGAGAGUCUUUGACAAGGACGGUCGGGGAAUCAAGCGAGAGAGGGAGGUGGGCUUUGCCGAAGAGGUGCUUGUGACUAAAACAGACAUGGAAGAGAAGGCUCAGAUUAUGUUGGAGCUGAAGACUCGUGUAGAAGAAUUAAAGAUGGAGAAUGAGUAUCAGCUUCGACUAAAGGACAUGAACUAUUCUGAGAAGAUUAAAGAGCUAACAGACAAGUUCAUCCAGGAAAUGGAGUCUUUGAAAACAAAAAACCAGGUUCUAAGAACAGAAAAAGACAAGCAGGAUGUAUUUCAUCGUGAGCAUAUAGAAGACCUCCUAGAAAAACAGAACCGGGAACUGCAAGACCUGGAGUGUUGCAACAACCAGAAGUUGCUUCUAGAAUAUGAGAAGUACCAGGAGUUGCAGCUUAAGUCCCAGAGGAUGCAGGAAGAGUAUGAAAAACAGCUUCGGGAUAAUGAAGAAACCAAGAGCCAGGCCCUGGAGGAGCUCACCGAGUUUUAUGAGGCUAAACUGCAGGAGAAAACCACCCUUCUGGAAGAGGCCCAGGAGGAUGUCAGGCAGCAGCUGCGGGAGUUCGAAGAGACCAAGAAGCAGAUUGAAGAAGAUGAAGACCGAGAAAUCCAAGAUAUCAAAACCAAGUAUGAGAAGAAGCUUCGGGAUGAAAAGGAGUCAAACCUGCGGCUCAAAGGAGAAACAGGCAUUAUGAGGAAGAAGUUCAGCAGCCUGCAGAAGGAGAUUGAAGAGCGAAUCAAUGACAUUGAGAUCCUGAAGGGAGAACAGGUGAAGUUGCAAGGAGUCAUCAGGUCCCUGGAAAAGGACAUCCAAGGCCUCAAGCGAGAGAUCCAAGAAAGAGAUGAGACUAUUCAAGACAAGGAGAAACGAAUUUAUGACCUGAAAAAGAAAAAUCAAGAACUAGAGAAAUUCAAGUUUGUGCUUGACUACAAAAUAAAGGAGCUGAAAAAGCAAAUAGAACCUCGAGAGAAUGAGAUCAAGGUGAUGAAGGAACAGAUUCAGGAGAUGGAAACUGAAUUGGAGCGUUUUCAUAAGCAGAACACACAACUGGAACUGAACAUUGCGGAAUUGUUGCAGAAAUUAAGAGCCACUGACAAGGAGAUCGGCAGAGAGAGACAGAAGGAACGGGAUUUGGAAGCCCUGGUGAGACGGUUUAAGACAGACCUUCACAACUGUGUGGCUUACUUCCAAGAGCCUCGGCUGCUGAAGGAGAAGAUCCAGGCUCUUUUUAUGAAGUACGUGCAGCGGGCAGACAUGGUGGAGAUCGCAGGACUGAACACAGACCUGCAGCAGGAGUAUGCCCGGCAGCGGGAGCACCUGGAGAGGAACCUGGCCACUCUCAAGAAGAAGGUGAUCAAGGAGGGUGAGCUGCACCGUACUGACUACGUCCGCAUCAUGCAGGAAAAUGUCUCUCUGAUCAAGGAAAUUAAUGAGCUCCGCAGGGAGCUGAAGUUCACUCGCUCCCAAGUCUAUGACCUUGAAGCAGCUUUGAAACUUUCCAAGAAAAUCCGACCACAAGAAGUUCCAGACUCAGCACCUAGCAAGGAUGGGCUCAGCAUCACCCCCACCACGAGACUGAACGAGCAAGAAGAAACAUGGAGAAUCAUUGAAAUGCAACGCUUGGAAAUCCAGCGCCUCAGAGACCAGAUCCAGGAACAGGAGCAAAUGCCGGGCUUCCACACACUCACUGGAAUCCGGCUUCCUUCCCUCGCCUCAGAGGUGGACACCGAGGUGCAGACCAAGUGA